Molecule: messenger RNA, 1659 nt
Organism: Trematosphaeria pertusa
Lineage: Eukaryota; Fungi; Ascomycota; Dothideomycetes; Pleosporales; Trematosphaeriaceae
Exons: 3
Coding region: 1-1329 (442 amino acids)
Biological process (GO): regulation of barbed-end actin filament capping
Cellular component (GO): nucleus; cytoplasm
Molecular function (GO): protein binding
Source: RefSeq, a predicted model, not a curated record
AUGCAGCUCCUCGACUUCCCUCCGGAGCUCUUCGACCGCAUCAUCCAUGAGCUUGUUAGCGCCGUUGGCGUUCACGAGGCCUGGAAGUCGCGCAUGGUUUGCCGGACUUUCGCUAUCUACAUCAACAAUGACGCCUUCUCCAGUCAGCCGCUUAGCGCUUUCAGACUGACGAGUCCGCGGAUUUGGUCCUACGCCUGGGGCAACUACUCUGGCGUCCUGAGACACAACGUGGGGAGGUUACUCUUCGCUAGAAUGCAGAAGCCUCUGGACAUCGCCCCCCAAAUUCCAAUUGCGAUAAACCGCUGCCUGGAGUUCGUUCUGCGGUUCGAGGCCGAUCCGACUGAUGAUCGGCGCAAGGAGAUUGUUAGACUUCUUUGCGAUUCUGUUGCCGAAUCAUUCGACCCUCGGCCUUGUUUUCUCCAUGAAGCUCUCCAGUGGGGGUGUCCCCUUCCAGGGAAAGGCACUGAGCAAGAGCGCAACAAGGCAGACUCGCUCGCUGCCGCUGUGGUUAUGUCCAACCACGCGGCCAUCACAGCAUCCAUUCAGAACGGUGCCUCUUUCUGGUUGAAUAGCAACAUAUUCGCCUGGCCUCUGACGAUUUCCACCGCUCACACUCGUGACCGGGCUACCACCACCUACCUUCUUGAACACAUGCCGAGGCCCGGUCGCACCGACAAGACGCAGCUCGCCCAAAUGUAUACGAUGUUUAGUGAAGUCAUUGAGCAUUUGCUCGAUCGCAAUGAGAUGAGUACGGCGCACUCACUGCUCGACUGGAUUGUCAAGAACGUAUCGCCUCCGGAUAAAGAUACAUUCAAUGCCAUCCUACAUAUCUGUAUCCACAGCAAGGAUCACGUCGCUGUUGAAGCCGCCCUAGCGAUCAAAGUCAAGAGCACUCCCAAAGUGCGGUGGGACCACUUUAGCGAAGCCUGCCGAACUGGACACGCUGCUACAGUAAAGGCCCUAAUCGAGAAGGGAAAAUUCAAAGUCAAUAAGAUCUACUGGCAGAGCUCACCCCUCAAUAGAGCCAUGUACUACGGAGUCGACAUUGUUGGCGCACUCCUUGACGCCGGUGCCGACCCGAAUGGCCCUAUGAACGACGCCGCGGAUGACCAAGUACGUGCGAGACACUGCAUAUCACCUCUCCUUGCCGCUGUCAAGAUCAACAAGCUCGAUGUUGUCAACCUGCUCCUCGAGCAUGGCGCGACCCUGGCCGGCGGUGGACAAUUUGAUGCGGAGCCCGAACUUAUGGACAUGGCGAAAUCGCUCAAGGAUAAUCGUGUUCAUGAUCGCCUAUUGCGAGCUCAAGCAGACGAGAAGAAGAAAGCCUAGCAAAAGGUCUGGGGCCAUAAGGUCUACGGUGAACUGCAUAGACGUCAGGGUGUUUGCAGACACAGUACACUCGACGCGCUGUUUCACCCAUUGCGCUCAUUUCAGGGUUUUCGCUAGUCUCUCCUCGUGGGCUUUCAUCUACCGCUAUAGCUUUGCUACUCUCAUGAGUACGCCUACUAUCUGGCUCUAUUGCACUACAUGUUUAGUUACUCUCACAUAGCGGUAUGAUCGUUUCAGAAAGAGGGUACUUUCGUGGUAGGAUUUCGAACUGAAUCCUCUAAAAGUGGUCUCCUCACAAUAUCGAGAUUACAACAUAGUUGGAAAACUCCC